Molecule: messenger RNA, 444 nt
Organism: Serpula lacrymans var. lacrymans S7.9
Lineage: Eukaryota; Fungi; Basidiomycota; Agaricomycetes; Boletales; Serpulaceae
Exons: 2
Coding region: 1-444 (147 amino acids)
Source: RefSeq, a predicted model, not a curated record
AUGUUGUCGCAAAGCCAACCUGAUGUCAACACUCUGUUGCACAACAUGCAUGCCCAGAUUUUGGCGUUGACCACGCAACUCACCGAGCUACAGGCAAACCCCACUGCAGCAGCCCGCUCAGUUGAGAAGAAGUUCAAUAAGAAAGUUGAAGUCGUUGCUGGCCCUGGCACCUUCGAAGGAGACAGAGUAGCCACUGCAGUGCUAUCUCGACUAAAAGGACCUGUGGCGGGUCAAUACGCCCAAGUUAGAAUGCAGGAGUGCUACACCAUGGGAGUGUGGCCUGUCUGGGAUGAUCUCAAAGUUGAGAUCAAAAAGUAUUCCAAACCGCAAGCUGAGCGUGACUGGGCACGUCAGCAGAUCUGUACCUUCAAGCAAGGAAACAUGAGGACGGAUGAUUUUGUAACCCGGUUCCUGGCCCUCUCCAUCCAAGGGGAAGUGUUCUGA